AAACCAUAUGAUUCCAAAAAAAAUGUUUGGAUUCCGGACAAAGAAGAAGGCUAUGUCGCUGCAGAUAUUAAGUCAACUAAAGGAGACAUCGUUACCGUUGUUGUCAACGGACAAGAGAAGCAAGUCAAGAAGGAUUUGGUGCAUCAAAUGAAUCCGCCAAAGCUGGAAAAAACUGAAGACAUGUCAAACUUGACAUUUUUAAACGAUGCCUCCGUGCUUCAUAACCUUAGAGCUCGAUAUUCGGAAAUGUUAAUUUAUACAUAUUCCGGCUUAUUUUGUGUUGUUAUCAACCCUUAUAAACGACUGCCAAUUUAUACUGAUUCUGUUGCGCAAAUGUAUAUGGGUAAACGUCGAACUGAGAUGCCACCUCAUCUUUUUGCUGUUUCUGAUGAGGCCUACCGUAAUAUGCUUCAAAAUCAUGAAAAUCAAUCUAUGCUCAUUACCGGUGAAUCUGGAGCCGGUAAAACUGAAAACACAAAAAAGGUAAUUGCAUAUUUCGCAUCAGUUGGCGCAAGUCAACAAAUUCUUGGUAUUAGCAUGACACCGAAAACUGAUAAGAAAAAGGUCACUCUUGAAGACCAGAUUGUUCAAACGAAUCCAGUUCUGGAAGCAUUCGGAAAUGCUCGUACUGUACGAAAUAAUAACUCUUCAAGAUUUGGCAAAUUCAUCCGUAUCAUGUUCUCAAAACAUGGAAAAGUUGCAUCCUGUGACAUUGAGCACUACCUGCUAGAAAAAUCUCGAGUUAUUAGGCAAGCACCAGGAGAACGAUGCUACCAUAUUUUCUACCAAAUGACUUCAGACUACAAACCGGAAUUAAAGCCACUGUUAAAGAUUGAUAAACCACUUAAAGAUUACUAUUUUGUGGCACAAGCUGAACUCACUGUUGAUGGCAUGAACGAUGCAGAGGAAUUUCAGCUUACCGACGAAGCUUUUGACAUCCUUCAUUUCACACCAGAAGAAAAACUAAAUUGUUACAAGUUAAUGGCUGCACAUAUGCAUCUUGGCAACACCAAAUAUAAGCAACGUCCUCGAGAAGAGCAAGCUGAGCCAGACGGUACCGAUGAAGCCGAAAAAGCAGCUGAAAUGUAUGGUGUUGCUGUGGACGAUCUUUUGAAGGCCUUCACUCACCCUCGAGUUCGCGUUGGAACCGAAUGGGUGAACAAAGGACAAAAUGUGGACCAGGUUACAUGGGCAGUUGGAGCUAUGGGAAAAGCCGUUUAUGGCAGAGUUUUCAACUGGAUUGUUAAAAAGUGCAAUAUCACUCUCGACCAGAAAGGCAUUCCGCGUGAUUAUUUCAUCGGUGUCCUUGAUAUUGCUGGAUUUGAGAUUUUUGAUUUCAACUCAUUCGAACAGCUCUGGAUCAACUUUGUCAACGAAAAGCUGCAACAGUUCUUCAACCACCAUAUGUUCAUUUUGGAACAAGAAGAAUAUGCUCGCGAAGGCAUUGAAUGGAAAUUCAUCGAUUUUGGCCUAGAUUUGCAAGCCUGUAUUGAGCUUAUAGAAAAACCGUUGGGAAUUAUCUCAAUGCUUGAUGAAGAGUGCAUCGUGCCGAAGGCCACUGACAUGACAUUAGCUCAGAAACUUAAUGAGCAGCAUCUGGGUAAACAUCCAAACUUUGAGAAGCCAAAACCACCAAAAGGGAAGCAGGCAGAAGCUCACUUUGCUAUGAGGCAUUACGCUGGCCUUGUUCGCUACAAUGUUACCAACUGGUUGGAGAAGAACAAAGACCCACUUAAUGAUACUGUCGCCGCCUGUCUUAAAGAAUCGAAAGGGAAUAAGUUGUUGAAUGAGAUUUGGGCGGAUUAUGUAACGCAAGAAGAAGCAUCGAGUGAUAGAAGUGGCACAAAAAAGAAGGGCAAGAGUGGUUCCUUCAUGACGGUGUCGAUGCUUUACAGAGAGUCCUUGAACAACUUAAUGACUAUGUUGUACAAAACGCAACCUCACUUUAUUCGAUGCAUUAUUCCAAAUGAAAAAAAGAAAUCUGGAUUGCUGGAUGCCUCUCUUGUUCUCAACCAGCUGACCUGCAAUGGUGUAUUAGAAGGGAUCCGAAUAUGUCGCAAAGGGUUCCCAAACAGAACAUUACAUGCCGAUUUCAAGGAACGUUACGCGCUUUUAGCUGCCGUCGAAUCUAAGUCAAGUGAAGAUGCGACACAGUGCUGUACUGCUAUGCUUGCAAGGCUAGUUAAAGAAGGAAGCAUAAAAGAAGAGCAUUUCAGAAUUGGGCACACAAAGAUUUUCUUCAAGGCUGGGGUCGUGGCUCAUUUGGAAGAUCUCCGUGAUGAAAAAUUAAGCAUUCUUAUAACAGGACUGCAAGCACAGAUCCGGACUUUCUAUCGACAGAUUGAGUUUGCUGAGAGAAAGAAACUCGCUAUGGCUCAAAAGUGCCUACAGAAGAACAUCAAACUAUGGAUACAUCUCCGUACUUGGGACUGGUUUAAGUUGUAUGGACGUGUGAAGCCGUUGCUUAAAGCAGGAAAAGUACAAGAAGAAAUGGAGAAACUUCAAGAAAAAGUUGUUCAACUGGAAUCCUCGCUAAGUGAGGAAGGAAAGAGAAGGCAGGAAUUGGAAGAAGUUAUUGCAAAGGCUAAUGCUGAAAGGGAUUCCUUGUUAGCGCAGUUAGCAGAUUCCAAAACUGGUACCGCUGCAGUGGAAGACCGACUUGCCGCUUUACAAGCGGCCAAAGCCGAAUUGGAAAGAAAUUUGACGGAAGUUAAUGACCGCCUUUCCGAACAGGAAAACCGGACCUCGAACGUAACGAGGGAUAAGAAGAGAGUUGAGGAAGAAUGCGAUAAAUUGAAGCGCAGUAUACAGGACUUAGAAUUACUGUUACGAAAAACAGAAUCUGAAAAAUCAUCUAAAGACAGCCAGUUGCGCGCAAUACAAGAGGAAAUGAAUCAGCAAGACGAAACUAUUGCUAAACUGAACAAAGAAAAAAAACACCAAGAAGAGGUAAACCGGAAACUUUACGAAGAUAUUUCUGCAGAAGAGGACCGAAGUAAUCAAGUGAAAAGGCAAAAAGAAAAACUUGAACUACAGAUGGAGGAGCUGGAGGAAAUGUUGGAACGAGAGAAACGCAAGCGAGCUGAUGCAGAGAAAUCAAAGAGGAAAACAGAAGGCGAGCUUAAACUGAGUCGUGAAACCAACGAAGAAUUAAAUAAGAAAAUUCAUGAUAUGGAAGCCGGACUGAAGGCUAAGGAGAGUGAUGUCCAGGUAAUGGGAGUCAAAGUUGAAGAGGAGCAGGCUAAUCUUGUUAGACUACAACGGCAGAUUAAAGAUGAGGUAAACCGUGUACACGAGCUUGAGGAAGAAUUAAGAAGUGAACAGCAGGCAAGGUCUAGGGCUGAUCGCGCCCGUGCUGAAUUACAGUCUGAAUUAGAGGAAAUGAGUGAUCGUCUUGAGGAACAAGCUCGCGCUACUAGCAUACAAAUUGAGUUCAAUAAAAAGCAAGAUGCUGAGCUCGCCAAGCUACGACGAGAUCUGGAAGAAGCAAAUAUGAACCACGAGAAUUCGUUAGGCGCAAUGCGGAAAAAAACGAUGGAUUCUGUAAGUGAACUGACCGAACAGCUGGAAGAAAUGCAGAAGCUCAAGGUUAAAACCGAAAAGGAGCGCGUGAAUCUGCAACGGCAGUUGGAUGAUUCUGUUGCAAUUAAUGAUUCCUUAGUAAAACAGAAGACAGAUCAGGAAAGAAUUAUCAAAGGUAUGGAAAUACAGCUCAGCGAUUUUCAAAUCAAAUGUGAAGAGCAAAACCGACAGCUUCAAGACUUUGUGUCGCUGAGAGGAAGGCUGCAGAGUGAGAAUAGUGACCUCAACCGGCAAAUUGAAGAUCUUGAAAGCCAGGUAGCUGUGCUUACUCGAGCUCGCGUUCAACUUACCACGCAGUUGGAGGAUGCGAGAAGGAAUGCUGAUGAAGAAACGAGAGAAAAACAAAUUGUGAGCGUUAACCUCAAGAAUGCUCAACUUGAAAUUGAACAACUCAAAGAGCUGCUGGAAGAAGAGGGGGAGUCUAGAGCUGAAAUUCUUCGUCAGUUAAGUAAGGCUAAUGCGGAAGUAAUUCAGUGGAAGAACCGAUUUGAAGAAGAGGGUCUUGUUCCUGGAGAAAGGUUUGAAGAGGUGAAACGAGCACAAGACACUACGAUACACGAGCUACGUGAAGCACUCGACUCCGCCAAUGCGAAAAUUAGCGCCUUGGAAAAAGGGAAAGCUCGCUUGGCGAGAGACGCUGAAGAUGCUCAGAAUGAAUGUGCUCGCCAUCUGACAACAGUCACACAGCUGGAUAAAAAGCAGAAAGCAUUUGAUAAGAUUAUUGAUGAGUGGAAGAAGAAGGUGGAUGACUUGAAUAACGACUUAGACAUGGCACAAAAGGAUGCUAGAACGACUGCGACUGACCUGUUUAAAGAAAGAGCUGCGACUGAAAAUUUGAAUCUACAAGUUGAAGGACUGAAAAGAGAAAAUAAAGCUCUUUCCCAAGAGGUCAAAGAAUUGCAGAGUCAGUUGAGUGAAGGCGGCCGAUCGGUUCAUGAUAUGCAGAAAAUCAUUCGUCGUGUCGAACUCGAAAAAGAUGAAUUACAACACGCACUCGAUGAGGCUGAGGCUGCGUUAGAAGCGGAAGAGUCCAAGGUAACAAGGGCCCAAAUUGAAGUAUCACAGAUUCGAACUGAAAUUGAAAAACGAAUUCAAGAAAAGGAAGAAGAAUUUGAGAACACGAGAAAAAACCACCAACAAGCCUUAGAAUCAAUGCAGGCAACUUUGGAAGGAGAAAACCGAGAAAAAGCGGAAGCUGUUCGAGCUAGAAAGAAGUUAGAGACCGAUGUCAACGAACUUGAAAUAAAUCUUGAUCAUGCAAACAAAGCCAAUGCAGAUGCGCAGAAAGCAGUCAAACGAUAUGCUGAUCAAGUUCGAGAACUUCAAACUGCUCUGGAAGAAGAGCAACGAAAGAGAGAAGAGCUUCGGCAGAGUUAUAACGCUGUAGAAAGGAGAGUUGCUGUUGCACAAGCUGAGAAAGAAGAUCUACAAGCUCGACUGAUACAGGUCAGGAAAUCCGCUCAUGUUGCUAGUGCACAUGCCUCAACUGUAAACUCAAAUCGAUCUAAACUUGAAACAGAAGUUCAGUUGCUAAGGAGUGAUCUCGCUUCAGCGCUUGAUGCACUGAAGGAAUCUGAGGAUAAGUUAAAGGCCGCGGCUCUUGAUUCCACUAGAUUAAAUCAACAGUUGCGGAUAGAGCAAGAAAAUAGCCAACAUCUAGAUAAAAUGAGGAAGGAGAUGGAACUUCAAAUGAGAGACAUGCAGCUUCGACUUGACGAUGCCGAGCAAGCAGUGGUAAAAGGUGGGCAGAAGACUGUGACAAAGUUGGAACAACGUAUCAAAUCUCUAGCAACAGACCUAGAAAUUGAACAGCGCCGGUAUCAAGAAAAUGCUAAAAAUACAAUCAAGCAGGAAAGAAAGAUACGAGAAAUGCAGUUCCAGGCGGAGGAAGACAAAAAGCAUAUCGAUUCACUGAACGAUUUAGUCGAAAAAUUACAGAACAAAAACCGCGUCUUCAAAAAACAACUUGAUGAAGCGGAACAGCUAGCGAGUGUAAACUUGCAAAAAUAUAAGCAAAUAAUGCUGGCUCUAGAAAAUGCCGAAGAAAGAGCCGAUGCCGCCGAAAAUAGCCUUAUGAAGGUGCGAAGUCGAACUCGCAAAAAUAAGACUCAGAAAUCGAUCACCGUUGACCGAAGUGGCUAG
This is a messenger RNA of Enterobius vermicularis (human pinworm), 5724 nucleotides long. The record is from the annotation of a GenBank genome assembly. NCBI's taxonomy places the organism in Eukaryota, Metazoa, Nematoda, Chromadorea, Rhabditida, Oxyuridae.